Molecule: messenger RNA, 867 nt
Organism: Melospiza georgiana
Lineage: Eukaryota; Metazoa; Chordata; Aves; Passeriformes; Passerellidae
Product: C-type lectin domain family 2 member B-like
Exons: 5
Coding region: 1-627 (208 amino acids)
Source: RefSeq, a predicted model, not a curated record
AUGUCUCGGGAGCAAGGUGCUGUUUAUUCCACACAGAGAGGUGCCAGCUGUGAGCAGGAGGAGAGUGAACUCUGCACCAUUCAUCAGGUGGUGAAUGAACCUCUGGAGAUCAGAUCAGCAACAAGAAAUACACUCAGAAGAUUCCUGGGUGAACGGUUCUGGUGCCAUCCCGUGGGCACGGCGGUGCUGAUUCUGCUGCUCCUGGUGCUGGUGAUGGCUUUGGGGGCGGCCUUGGCUGUGCUGGCAGGUAAGGGAGGGGCAGCAUGUGUUCUGGGCUGUCCCUUUGACUGGGUUGGGCACAAGGGGGUCUGCUACUACUUGUCAUGGGAUUUCAGAUCGUGGGAGCAGGGUCAGGAACGGUGCUCCGAGCUCAAUGCCUCCCUGGCCAUUGCCCAGGAUGAGGAGGCCAUGGAUUUGCUCUUCCGCCUCCGCGGGAACGGCGAUUUCUGGCUUGGGCUGCGCAGACGGGGCGAGCGCCUGCACUGGGGGGACGGCAGCAGCUACAGCUCCCGGGUUCCUGUCCUCGGCAGUUCCCAGUGCGUGUACCUGGCUGACAGGAGAUUUAAGAGUGAGAACUGCUCCCAUGAGCGGCCGUAUGUCUGCAGCAAGGCCCAAGCUCCCCUGUAACAGGGGCUGCACAAAGGACCUUCUCCACGCUGGGCAGUGCCAGCUUCACCUCUGAGCCCAGCACAGCGCUGUCCUUCCUCAGCUGCGCCCUGUGCCUUGCACUUCCUCUCAGGGUCACCUCAGUGCCUCUUCAUCCCCGGUGCCAGCGCUGGGCUGGGGCUGCAAAGGAAAAGUCUCUGCAAUCCAUCCUGCCACAGAUGCUGCCUGCAGGGAGUGCAUUGCCCUCAUUAUAUGUGAGAA